Molecule: messenger RNA, 7739 nt
Organism: Eptesicus fuscus (big brown bat)
Lineage: Eukaryota; Metazoa; Chordata; Mammalia; Chiroptera; Vespertilionidae
Gene: GOLGA3
Product: golgin A3
Exons: 24
Coding region: 461-4867 (1468 amino acids)
Source: RefSeq, a predicted model, not a curated record
GUCCUGCAAAUCGGAACGCUGCGUUUCUAUGCGGGGAAGAGCCGCAAACUCAUAUUCUGAAAUCCGCUUCGGGCCCCUGGUGACUGGGCUCGAUGCCGGCCCUGCAGCCGGGGGAGCGGCUGCCGACGAGAAGAGGUGGUUCUCUCUUCCGGAACGAAGGCAGCGCGCACAGGCUGUUUCCGGGGGGGCCGAAGCCGUCGCCGCGCCCGACCCCGCCUCUGGCGCGGCCACGUCUCCGCUAGAGCAGCCGGGCUGGGCUGCUGCCGCGGUUCCUCAGCUCUGGGGUAUCAUAUUACUUGGUUUGAUUUCAAGUCAUUUAUAAGACUUUAAAUCUCUUGAAAAUGGAAAACCUAGUGCCGUCCUUCCCGGGGGAUCCUGAUGGUUGGUGAUGGCAGAACCAAGCCUGCCAGCAGCUCCCGUGCAGCUCCCGAGUGUCAGCCCAGUGUGAGUCGUCCUGACCAUGGAUGGAGGGUCGGCCGUGCAGGGUGGCCUCUUGGAAGAUGGAUCCUGCAGUGGCACCUCAGCCUGUCCUGACGGUCUCCCGCAGCCCCUGGGCCCUCCGGCACCACCCGACCAGUGGGAUGAAGCCCAGCGUGCCAGCGUCGAGGCGGACAGAGCUAUGGAUGAAGGAGAAAGCCCAGAUGGGCCCAGCGAGGGGGACGCCUGUCAGAAUGGGCCGAUGCCACAGCUCCCAGGCCCGCCGUCGGCUCUCAGUCCCACCAAGAGCGCAGUGGGUCCUGAUGCGCCUCCAGGCUCAGCAGAGGCCCCGCUGCCGCUGGAGAAGGAGGAGCAGGUCCGGCUUCAGGCUCGGCGGCGGCUGGAGGAGCAGCUCACGCAGUACAGGGCGAAGCGCCAGCAGGAGCGCUCCAGCCAGCCUGCAACUAAAACGAGACCUUUCAGCACACUUGAUCCUGAGCUUAUGUUGAACCCAGACACCUUACCAAGGGCCAGCACCGUGGCGAUGACGAAGGAGUACUCCUUCUUGCGCACCAGUGUGCCUCGGGGCCCGAAGGUGGGCAGCCUAAGGCACCUAGCACAUUCUAAGGAGAAGAAAAGUUCCAAAUCAAGCAAAAUUCGGUCCCUGGCUGAUUACAGAACUGAAGACUCAGAUGCUGGGAAUUCGGGUGGGAAUGUUCUGGCCACAGACUCCGCUGGGGGCUCCCUGAAGCAGAACCGAAGCAGCGUGACGUCAGUGGUGUCGGAGGUCAGCCUGUGCCCUGAAGCCGAUGACCUGGAGAACUCAUCCCUUCCCGGAGACAUGUCUGAGGCUGAUGGGAAUGAGAGCGACAGCUCUUCCUAUAGUGGCGUCUCCACCCGGGGAGUGCGCGGCCUUCUGGUGAACAGCGCGGGCACGCGUGAAGCAUCCUAUGUGAUCAACGGCCAGGAGAUUGCCUCCAGUUCUCUGGGCCAGUUCCCGUCCAUCACGGAUGUCCUCCAGGCCGCUGCAGCUGAGCACCGAGACCGGGGCCCAGAGGUCAAUGGGGAGACACGGAGCCGGACGGACAGCAUCUGCAGCAGCGUGUCCAUGGAAGGGUCUGUGGCUGAAACGCAUGAUGAGAUGCUGCAGGUUCUUAAAGAAAAAAUGAGACUUGAAGGACAGCUGGAAGCCUUAACCCAAGAGGCUAGUCAGGCACUUAAGGAAAAGGCGGAGCUGCAGGCGCAGCUGGCCGCCCUGAACACGCGGCUGCAGGCGCAGGAGGAGCACAGCCACAGCAGCCAGCGGAAGCAGGACGCGCUCAGUUCGGAGGUGGACACCUUGAAGCAGUCCUGCUGGGACCUGGAGCAGGCAAUGAGCGACCUGCAGAACACGCUGGAGGCCAAGAACGCCAGCCUUUCGUCCUCCCACCACGACCUGCAGGUGGCAGAGGAGCAGUACCAGCGCCUCCUGGCCAAGGUGGAGGAGAUGCGGAGCAGCAUGCUCAGCAAGGACAGCACAGUGCACGACCUGCGGCAGCAGAUGACAGCCUUGCAGAGCCAGCUGCGGCAAGUGCAGCUGGAGCGCACGACGCUCACCAGCAGGCUGAAGACGUCCCAGGCGGAAAUCGCAUCUCUGCAGAGCGUCCGACAGUGGUACCAGCAGCAGCUCGCCCUGGCCCAGGAGGCCCGGGUCAGACUGCAGGGCGAGAUGGCCCACAUUCAGGUUGGACAGAUGACCCAGACGGGCCUCCUGGAGCACCUGAAACUUGAGAAUGUGUCCCUGUCGCAGCAGCUGACGGAAACCCAGCACAGAUCCAUCAAGGAGAAGGAGCGCAUCGCCCUGCAGCUCCAGGGCAUCGAGGCUGACAUGUUGGACCAAGAAGCUGCCUUUGUGCAGAUCCAAGAGGCAAAGACGAUGGUGGAGGAGGACCUGCAGAGGAGGCUAGAGGAGUUUGAGGAGGAGAAGGAGCAGCUGCAGAAGAUGGCGGCCUCAGCAACAGCCCUGGAGCAGCAGCUAGAGCAGGUGAAGUUAACACUGCACCAGCGAGACCAGCAGCUCGCAGCCUUGCAGCAGGAGCACCUGGACCUGCUGAAGCAGUUCACCGCAACACAGGAGACGCUGCAGGGCCGAGAGCAGGCCCUCGGUGACCUGCAGGUGCGCUAUGAUGAGCUGCAGGCCCGACUGGAGGAGUUGCAGGGCGAGGCCACCUCCAAGGACGACACCAUCCGCUUCCUGCAGAACGAGAAGAUUGUCUUGGAGGUGGCUCUGCAGGCGGCCAAGAGCAGCGGGGAGGAACUCGACAGAGGAGUCAGAAGCUUGGAAGAAGGUGCUGAGGAAACGUCAGAAAUCUUGGAGCAGUUGAGACAGGAAUUAGCCGUCAAGUCCAGCCAGGUGGAGCACCUGCAGGAAGACGCCAGCUCUCUGAAAAAGCAGAUGCAGAAAAUAAAGGAACAGUUUCUUCAGCAGAAGGUGAUGGUGGAGGCCUACCGGCGGGACACCGCCUCCAAAGACCAGCUCAUCAGCGAGCUCAAGGCCACCAAGAAGAGGCUGGACUCGGAGGUGAAGGAGCUGAGGCAGGAGCUGAUGCAGCUUCAAGGGGACAAGAAGUCCGUGGAGGCGGAGCAGGCGCGCUUGCAGAAGGAGGUGUCCCGGGUGCAGCAGCAGAUGGCGGCUCUCGAAGGGCAGCUGGAGUCAGUGCAGAGGGAGCGCGAUGAGAUGGAGACUCACCUGCAGGCUCUGCAGUUCGACAGGCAGCAGGUGGCUGCACUGACGGAGGCCAACAAGGGGCUCCAGGCCCAAGUGGAAGAACUGCGGCAGGAAGCCGCCAGGGCCAUUACCGAACAGAAGCAGAGGGUGACACGGCUGGGCUCGGACCUGAGCAGUGCUCAGAAGGAGAUGAAGAGCAAGCACAAGGCCUACGAGAGCGCUGUGAGCAUCUUGAGCCGCCGCCUGCAGGAGGCCCUCACCGCCAAGGAGGCAGCUGAGGCUGAGCUGAGCCAGCUGAGAGCCCAGGCGGCCGAUGGUGCCAGCAACCUCACGCUGCACGAGAGAAUCCAGGCCCUGGAGUUGGAGUUGCAGACCGUGGGCCACAGCAAGGUGAUGCUGGAGAAGGAGCUGCAGGAGGUCAUCGCGCUGACUAGCCAGGAGCUGGAGGAGUACCGGGAGAAGGUGCUGGAGCUGGAGGAUGAGCUUCAGGAAUCCAGAGGCUUUAGGAGGAAGAUAAAGCGCCUUGAGGAGUUAAAUAAGAAGUUGGCUCUGGAGUUGGAGCACGAGCGAGGGAAGCUCACCGGCCUUGGGCAGUCCAAUGCGGCUUUGCGGGAGCACAACAGCGUGUUGGAGACAGCGCUAGCCAAGAGGGAGGCCGACCUCGUGCAGCUGAACCUUCAGGUUCAGGCCAUCAUGCAGCGCAAGCAGGAGGAAGACCGCCAGAUGAGGCAGCUCGUGCAGGCCUUGCAAGCCGCACUGGAGAGAGAGAAGCUGGAAGUGCACAGCCUCAGGGAACAGGUGGCUGCAGCCAAAGCAGAAGCAAGACACAACCAGCGCCACUUCAAGGCCGCCACCUUGGAGCUGAGCGAGGUGAAAAAGGAGCUGCAGGCCAAGGAGCUCCUGGUGCAGACGCUGCAGGCGGCAGCCGAACGUCUCCAGCUGCAGGAGGGGGGACACGCCCAGGAAGUCGCCCAGUUCCAGGCAGAGCUUUCGGAGGCACGGACCCAGCUGCAGCUCCUGCAGCAGCAGUUGGACGAGCAGCUGAGCAAACAACCCGUGGGCAACCAAGAGAUGGAAAACCUCAAGUGGGAGGUGGAUCAGAAGGAGAGAGAAAUACAGUCCCUGAGGCAGCAGCUGGACCUGAACGAGCAGCAGAGCAGGCGGGAGCUGGACGGGGCCGAGCGUGCUCUGCAGAAUAUCAAGUCUGAGCUGGAGGUGAUGCGGGAAGAUCUGUCCAUGACCCAGAAGGACAAGUUCAUGCUUCAGGCAAAAGUGUCAGAACUGAAGAACAACAUGAAAACUCUGCUACAGCAGAACCAGCAGCUCAAGCUGGACCUGCGACGCGGCGCGGCCAAGACGAGAAAGGAACGGAGAGGCGAGGCCAGCCCUUCCAGCCCCGUAACGCCGGUGAAGGUCCCCGACUGCCCCGUCCCGGCCUCGCUGCUGGAGGAGCUGCUGAGGCCCCCGCCCGCCGUGAGCAAGGAGCCCCUGAGGAACCUCAACAGCUGUCUCCAGCAACUGAAGCAGGAGAUGGACAGCCUCCAGCGCCAGAUGGAGGCACACACCGUCACUGUGCACGAGUCGCUGUCCUCAUGGAUUCAGGGGGACCCUGCCGCCAGCCCUGUUUCCCUGGGCGACCAGGCCCCCCCCGGAGGAGACACCGAGCCACCCGGUCCCAGCAGCACCUCCAGAGAGCGGCUGGGAACAGCCUCUGCCGAGCACCCCCAUGCCGAGUGUGUGUGAUUGCCCUCAAAGGUCACGUCUCUUCCCUCAGCAAUGGAACUUAAGUUCCGCGUUUGCUGUACAAGGAGUAAAAUAACAGGGGAGCCACCUGCCGAUCACAACCAGCUUCCCCAAAGUGACCAAACCGUACCCUUAGCUGAGCUCUCAGUGACAGUGUUAGAAGGUGUCGGGGUCGUUGCAGGAGGCGCACCCUCACCAGUGAUGUAGACGCUGCUCUGUGGCCACCGGUCCUGGGGAACCUGGUCGUGGGCCCACUUCCUCACUUCACCUCCCCGCAGGAGUGAAAUUUUAUUUGCACCUUUGGUUUUUAUUGUUUUAUUUUCACAGCCAUCCCACCAUAGGAUGUGUAUGUAAAUACUGAGAAUCGUAACCUAAUCUUUAAAAAGUAUGUCCCUGUAUUAUUUAAAAAUGACCUGAAUUGUCUGCUUUCGAUUGCCUUUUGAAAAUCUGCUGUCAGGAAAUAAUGUACAUGUAGGAUUAAGGGAUGUCAGUAAGAAAAUUAUAUUUUAAGAAAUAUAAUUAUUUUAUUUACCUCCUAAAACCAAAUACUCUUAGAGCAUUCUUUCUUGUUUUUGUUUCACUUUAUUUUUGAGUGUCUUUUCCUUGUCUAAGUGCACGAUGCCCAGCUGUUUAACUGCCCUGCGUGGCCUCACCACCCCCAAGCAACACGGCUUGUCCAGGCCGCACCUUCUGAGCCCAAGUGGCAGUGUCCACCAGGACCCGUGGUCAUCGGAGACGUGCUGGGCCCCGUGGUGAUGGCUGUCAGGUCUGAGGUCCUGUCGUGACCAGGCACCAGGAGUGUGAGGUUCACCUGUACAUGUCCCACCUGAACUCCUUACACCGGCAGGAACUGACGGACUGUGGGACUUGAGGGUUAUAAGUUUGUCCCCAAGGUUGCUAAGAAAACCUAAAAUAAUAUUUAUUGUAAUAAGUUAGAGGGAGGUGGGUGCAUGUGCACCCUGUGUGGGUCUGCUGCUCUGAGGGGGGUGACAUGUCCAGAUCCGACAUCCCGCCAGCCCGCGUGCUGUGUCUUGUGUCUCGUUUGUAGAGAAAACAAUAUAUAUUUUUACUGGUUUGAGAGAGGAAGGGAGAGAGAGAAAUAUCAGUAAUGAGAGAGAGUCCUUGAUCGGCCGCCUCCCGCACGCCCCCUAUUGGGGACCAAGCCAAAAUCCAGGCAUGUGCCCUGACCUUGCCUGGUUCGUAGGUUGACGCUCAACCACGGAGUCACACGGGCCUAGAGAAAACUGGUGUUUUUAAGCUGUCUGUGUUCUCUCAUAGUGUGCUGUCAUAAGGUUCAUUGAUAAAGUAGCAUUAACCAGAAAGACGUUUUAAAAAGGUUCCCUAGCAAGUAGUGGGACUUCUAAAUACAUCUCUCAUUUGUACAGGGUCAAUCUUGAAACAAUACUUGAAAACUCAUUAUAAAUAUAUCCUACUUUUCAUAAUAAGUUGGAAAGCAUUUUUGACAAAAUUGUUUUUGUACCAUUGGACGAGAAACAUGCUAAUUUAUGUUCUUAGUUACUUUGGCUGUAUAUCCUCGUUUUAAUUUUCAAACGAAGACAUGGCACCCAGCCCCAUGCCUCAGUGGCUCUCCGACUCCCCAGGGAAGACUUGCCACUGCCACCGUGUCCUCAUGGGAAAAGCUAACCCUGGAUGCACCCAUCAGGGGGAGGCCGUCUCUGUCCUUGCCCCCUUCCUUCCUCUGCCCGCCUCCAUGUGCGUGUGCACACACCUGCUCUCUGGCUUCCUGUCGUCUCCUGUGCCACCGUCAUCCUCGGUGCCCAUUCUUCAGCUCAGCCAGCACCUGGCCGGCUUUGGCCCGGGCUUCGGGGGCGGCUCCUGCUUGCUUAUCUCCACUGGACUCACUGCUCCCUCCCACGAUGGGGAAGGCUCUUCUGUUCUGGGCACAAGUGGAAUUGGGAAUGACUCCUGAGAAACAGCAGUCGAGUCUGGAGUCCGUGUAACCAGCGUCGCCACCGCCUGUGUUUAUGCCUCUUCACCCUGUGUGACGGGCGCUGUCCUGUCCUCGCUCAGGAAGUUGGCUCGGGUACCUGAUAUCCUUACUUGCUUUUGUUCUGUUUCAAAAACACGAUUGCGAUGUCAUUAUCAUUGAUCUCUCCACAAUACACACCAGGUAGAUGCCACGGGUCUGAGAGGCUUUGUUCUACAGGGCAGGCAAAAGUAUGGAAAACAUUUCAUGUGGAAAAAAUAACACAAUAAUAAUAAUACAAGAAUUAACUGUUUUGUGUACUCACAACUGUAAACCUGCUUUUGCCCCGCUCUGUUUGGAGGGAUCAGAGGCGUUUGGUUCGGGUGUGAAACAGGCUCUUGUCCCGGGUCCAGGUCGCAGCGUCCACUGGGCGGUCGGCCUGCGGCCAGGGCGUGGGGAAGUCUCCCCCGAGCCCCUUGCAGCUUAGGCCUCCCUUGGUCUAGGGUUACUGCAGGUCACCGUGACAGACAUUUCUACUUCAUGAGUAUGUUUCUUGACAAAAGUUAAAUGUGUGUAAAGAUUCCUGGAGUGAGGGGCCAGCGUGCCCCUCCCUUCAGGGACCCACACGACGUGAUCAGGCCUGUGACGCGUGAGACACUCAGCCUUAUUCACGCAAUGACCACGUCCCGGGCGAGUCCCAGGGUGGUGGUCUCAGGUUAUAAGAGAGUCCUUGGGGUGAAGUUUCAGAGGGUCUAGAACACUUCAUUUCUAGUAAGUUAUUCAUUUCUAUUAAUUUCCUCAUAAAAGGGAGUCCUCAGGUUGGGACUGUUCAGGGGGAAGACGUCCUCGUGCACCACAAAUUGUAACUUUAAAAAGCAUGUUGAUUUUUUAUAAAUUUAAGCGUGCUUGGGAAUUCCUUAAAUUUUGUGCAAUAAACUAUUUUUU